CCAUCAGAGUCACGCCCUGGAUCUGAUCCUGCAAAAGGAGCUUUGGGUCCUGGUGAAGUGAGCCUGGUCACCAUCAAAUAAUGGAGAAUCUGCCCUGCUGCCGGGGCUGCCAAGUGUGAGGGCACAGGGAGGAAUCGGGCUGUGAUGAAGAAAACAGCAGGUUUCCCAGAAUCCUUCAUCCUCCUCUUUCUCCAGAUGCUCACAAUUGGUUCAGCUCAGUUUUCUGUGAUUGGACCUGCUGAGCCCACCCUGGCCUUGGAGGGGCAAGACGCUGAGAUGCCCUGUCACCUGAACACUAAGGAGAGUGCUGAGGACAUGGAGGGGAGGUUGUUCCGAUCCCAGCCCUCUAACAUUGUGCACCUGUACCAGCACGGAAAGGACCAGUUUGGAAGGCAGAUGGAGGCGUAUCGAGGGAGGACGGAGUUGGUGAGAGAUGCAAUGGAUUAUGGGAGUGUGGCUGUGAGACUACACAACGUCAGAGUCUCUGAUGAGGGAAACUACCACUGCUCUUUCUUUGAUGGUUCUCAAAAUGAAGCCCCUCUGGAGCUGCAGGUGGUUGAGAAAUUCCUGUUGGAGCUCAGGCAGACACUGGUAGAGUUACGCACAAGUCAAGCAUCAGAAUCAUGCAAAGGAUUGGGCACCACCAUGUUUGAUGAGAAACAUUAUGGUACCUACUUCAUUCUUACUCAGGUAACCUUCUCAUGUCUGAUAACCAUGCUCGUACACUUCCUUUUGCCUGGAGCUCCCUCUCCCUUCAUAUAGUCACCUAACCACAGAUCUCUUCCAUUUUUAAAGCCUCCUGAAAUCCCACCUCCUCCAGAAGGCUUUCCCUGAUGAAUAUUUCUUCUCAGCAUUUACACACUCAAAGUCACCUGUAUUAUUUACGCAUAUGUGAAUUUAUUUACUCUAUCUUUCAUGUUUCUAUGUCCAUCUUUCCAUUCUCUUCUAACUUCCCAUCUGUAAAUAACUUUGUUUCUGUUUCUCCUAAUCGGUUGAUCUUGAGAGCAGGAUUAUGUCUUCUAAUUCUACUCUUUCUUCUAAACACUAUUGUAAUCUGGCCUCUCAAGGAAAAUGGUGGUCUUCCUGGUUUGUUUUCUACCUGUGUUAGUACAUGAGACAAUAUACUGCUUCAGCAGGAGAAUUCAUUCACAGCUUUCGGCUUUCUGGGCCUGUGUAUAGCACUUCCCUAGUGCAAGUUGGUGCAUAACCUCAAUGUAUUUCAAAUUUUCUAACCAUCCACAACAUUACUUAGUUCUAGCAAAUUAAUUUGUAUUAUUUUCACAUUUUGUAUAAGUGUACUUUCAGCAGUCAUUGAUGUCCAGUAGCUCCCAGAUGAUUAUCACUGGGAGUUUGCUGCUACAUACAGACUCCAGUUUUUAUGACUAUUGUUACAUCUACAAGUGGGGCUGAAUAAAAUAUUCUUAGUGACAAACUA
This is a messenger RNA of Ornithorhynchus anatinus (platypus), 1435 nucleotides long. RefSeq names its product myelin-oligodendrocyte glycoprotein-like. Gene Ontology annotation, molecular function: signaling receptor binding. The record is from RefSeq and is a predicted model, not a curated record. The transcript is spliced from 6 exons. Gene Ontology annotation, biological process: T cell receptor signaling pathway; regulation of cytokine production. The coding region runs from base 145 to 762 and encodes 205 amino acids. Gene Ontology annotation, cellular component: external side of plasma membrane. NCBI's taxonomy places the organism in Eukaryota, Metazoa, Chordata, Mammalia, Monotremata, Ornithorhynchidae.